AUGGCAGGAAUAAUUGAGAAGAUAGGUGAGAAACUCCACAUGGGAGGUAGCCAUGACGAGAAGAAAGAUGAGCAUCACAAGAAGGAUGGUGAUCACAAAGAUGGAGGCUUGAUGUCAAAGAUCACUGGUCAUGGCCAUGGAGAUGGUGACCAUAAGGAUCACAAACAUGAUGAUCAUAAGGAUCACAAACAUGAUGAUCAUAAACAUGAUGAUGGAGAGAAAAAGAAGAAGAAGAAAGAUAAGAAAAAGGAGCAUGGCCAUGAUCAUGAUGGAUCAGGUAGCAGCAGCAGCGACAGCGAUUAG
Molecule: messenger RNA, 303 nt
Organism: Beta vulgaris subsp. vulgaris (sugar beet)
Lineage: Eukaryota; Viridiplantae; Streptophyta; Magnoliopsida; Caryophyllales; Amaranthaceae
Product: protein SRC1
Exons: 1
Coding region: 1-303 (100 amino acids)
Source: RefSeq, a predicted model, not a curated record